This is a messenger RNA of Ectocarpus sp. CCAP 1310/34, 679 nucleotides long. The record is from the annotation of a GenBank genome assembly. NCBI's taxonomy places the organism in Eukaryota, Phaeophyceae, Ectocarpales, Ectocarpaceae.
AUGGCCGGGGCCGGGAAACCUGCCGGCGCCCGCGCCAGGGCCAGAAUUGCUCCCGGCGCUUGCGGCAGGGCAGGAAUCGCCGACGGCGCUCGCGCCAGGGUCGGGAUCGCCGCCAGCCUUCCCGCCAGGGCCGGGAUCGCUGCCGGCCCUCGCGCCAGGGCCAGGAUCGUCCGUGCAACUCCUACCUUCGCCCCCAACAUUACCGCCCAAGCCCAUCCGGGAGGAGCAGCCGGACAAUGCCGACUGGUUGCUCCCGGCAUGUCAAAACGGAGACGAAGAAGCGUGCGGAGGCAACGAGCCACAAGGGAGUCUUUCGGUACGGUGAUGGGGUCCAACGAGGUCAACACGUCGAUUUCGAGCGUGAAGAAGCCAGAAGCUGUAAAGCUGCUCCUGGCCCAGGACGCGUGGCGUGUAUCCAAAGGUGUCGACCCUGAUUGAAAGCAAGCUCCGCAGGGCACCCCUCAAGCGAAGAGGGUGGCGAAGGAAGCGAAGGCGAAGCUUGCUGCCGAGGAGGAAGAGCGCAAGAGGAGAUGCCGUUCCAGCGGGGAUGCGGCAAGGUUAUGCUUCAUCGUGUUCUCGGACGAGAUGUACGAGAAGGUCCUCACCAGCGAACAGGCGCCCACGGAUCGAAACAAACGCGACAACCAUGCCAUUGGGGUGGAGGGAAGAAUGGACGUCC